AUGGCUGGUGCUUAUGACACUGAACAACAGAGAAUGAUUGACAGAAUAAAAUACAUUGCAUUUCGUGAAGCUCGUGAUGCUGGUGCAACAUUUAUAGACAGACAAUGGAUCGCCGAGAAAAUUCACCGUACAACUCGAUUUGUCACAGCUUGGUGGGAAAAAUCAUAUGACCAAUGCUUUGCUGAUUAUUCGAAUACUGGCCCCAAGCUCAAAUUAUCACAAGGUAGUCAAGACAUCAGUCGUAAAGCAAAUGGUCAACAAGGAAAAAGUUGUUCCAUCGUGGCAAAGGAAAUAGCAGAAAGCCAGAAAGAAUACGUUACUCCAAGAACAAUCAAUAAUUAUCGUCAUAGAGAAGCAUUAAAACCAUUCCAUGUUGUUUCAAGACCAUUAAAAUCUGAAACUCAUAUAUCAGAUCGUUUAUGGCUAUGUGAUUGGUUAAAAGAUUGGACCGAAGAGGAUUUUCUUCAUCUUGCACCAUCUGAUGAAUUUUAUGUGUGGGUCGCUCGCAAACCAAAUUAUCAGAACGACCGAAUUCGGGCAAAAAGUAUUGAAGAUAUUGAAGAAGAUGAAAGGUAUCGUGAAAUGGUUCAACAUCAAGCAUGUAUUGGAGUUUUUAUUAUGUUUACAGGUCGAUUCCGUUAUUUUUAA
Molecule: messenger RNA, 648 nt
Organism: Rotaria sordida
Lineage: Eukaryota; Metazoa; Rotifera; Eurotatoria; Philodinida; Philodinidae
Source: the annotation of a GenBank genome assembly